Rasamsonia emersonii CBS 393.64 is the source of this 2328-nucleotide messenger RNA. RefSeq names its product Cell cycle control protein (Cwf4). Bases 1 to 2328 code for a protein of 775 amino acids. Gene Ontology annotation, biological process: mRNA splicing, via spliceosome; spliceosomal complex assembly. The transcript is spliced from 5 exons. NCBI's taxonomy places the organism in Eukaryota, Fungi, Ascomycota, Eurotiomycetes, Eurotiales, Trichocomaceae. The record is from RefSeq and is a predicted model, not a curated record. Gene Ontology annotation, cellular component: U2-type catalytic step 2 spliceosome; Prp19 complex; post-mRNA release spliceosomal complex. Gene Ontology annotation, molecular function: protein binding.
AUGGAUUCAUCACGAGGGCCCCCCAGGGUCAAAAACAAGGCGCCCGCGCCGAUGCAGAUCUCAGCGGAGCAGCUGCUCCGCGAGGCUGUUGACCGGCAGGAGCCCGCGUUGCAGGUCCCGACCCAGCGGUUCGCCGAUUUGGAGGAACUGCACGAGUACCAGGGACGGAAACGAAAGGAGUUCGAAGACUAUGUGCGCCGCAAUCGGCUGAACAUGAACAACUGGAUGCGCUAUGCGCAGUGGGAACUUGAGCAGAAGGAGUUCCGUCGGGCGCGCUCCGUCUUUGAACGGGCGUUGGACGUGAAUCCGACGUCGGUGGUGCUAUGGAUUCGAUAUAUCGAGUCGGAGAUGAAGAACCGAAACAUCAACCAUGCGCGCAAUCUGUUUGAUCGGGCAGUGACGAUCCUGCCCCGGGUGGAUAAGCUGUGGUACAAAUAUGUCUACAUGGAGGAGACGCUGGGCAACAUUGCGGGAACGCGGCAGGUGUUUGAGCGAUGGAUGUCGUGGGAGCCCGACGAAGGCGCCUGGAGUGCCUACAUCAAGCUGGAGAAGCGAUACCAUGAGUACGACCGGGCUCGGGCGAUUUUCCAGCGGUUCACGAUGGUCCACCCGGAUCCUAAGAACUGGAUCAAAUGGGCGCGAUUUGAGGAGGAGUACGGGACACCCGAUCUUGUUCGCGAGGUGUACGGGCUGGCAAUUGAAACUCUCGGAGACGACUUCAUGGACGAGAGGAUCUUUAUCGCCUACGCCAAGUACGAAACGAAGCUCAAAGAGUACGAACGUGCACGGGCGAUCUACAAGUUUGCGUUGGACCGACUGCCGCGGUCGAAAUCUGUGGCUUUGCAUAAGGCCUACACCACGUUUGAGAAGCAAUUCGGUGACCGGGAUGGCGUUGAGGAUGUCAUCCUGGCCAAGCGGAGAGUCCAAUACGAGGAACAACUCAAGGAAAAUCCAAGGAACUACGACGUCUGGUUCGACUUUGCCCGACUGGAGGAGUCGGCCGGGGACGUGGAUCGCGUGCGGGAUGUGUACGAGCGGGCGAUUGCGCAGAUCCCACCGUCGCAGGAGAAGCGGCAUUGGCGGCGAUAUAUCUACCUCUGGAUCUUCUACGCCAUAUGGGAGGAGAUGGAGAAUAAGGACGUUGACCGGGCGCGGCAGAUCUACCAGGAAUGCCUGAAGCUCAUCCCGCACAAGAAAUUCACGUUUGCCAAGAUCUGGCUCAUGAAAGCCCACUUCGAGAUUCGACAGAUGGACCUGCAGGCAGCGCGAAAGACGCUGGGCCAGGCGAUUGGCAUGUGCCCGAAGGACAAACUGUUCCGGGGCUACAUUGAACUGGAGAAGCAGCUUUUUGAGUUUACGCGGUGCCGGACGCUGUACGAGAAGCAGAUCGAAUGGAAUCCAUCCAACAGCCAGGCCUGGAUCAAGUUCGCAGAGCUGGAGCGGGGGCUGGACGAUCUGGACCGGGCGCGGGCGAUCUUCGAACUGGGGAUCGAGCAGCCGACUCUGGACAUGCCGGAGCUGGUGUGGAAGGCCUACAUCGACUUUGAGGAAUACGAAGGAGAGUAUGAUCGGGUGCGGCAGCUGUACGAGCGGCUCCUGCAGAAGACGGACCAUGUCAAGGUGUGGAUAAACUAUGCGCGGUUCGAGAUCAACGCCCCGGAAGGGGACGAAGAGGAAGACGAGGAGGAGGAGAGGCCGGUGAGCGAGGAAGCCAAGCGGCGGGCGCGCAAGAUUUUCGAGCGGGCGAAUAAGGUGAUGAGAGAAAAGGAUCUGAAGGAGGAUCGUGUGGAGCUGUUGAAUGCAUGGAAGUCGUUCGAGAUGACGCACGGAUCGCCCGAAGACAUUGCGGCGAUCGAGAAGCAGAUGCCGCGGCGGGUCAAGAAGCGGCGCAAGCUGGACGACGACCGGUACGAGGAGUACAUGGACUAUGUGUUCCCGGCGGACGACCAGGCGGCGGCGAACCUGUCGCGGCUGUUGCAGCGCGCGCACCAGUGGAAGCAGGAGCAGCAGCAGAAGCAGCAGCAGGCGGAGCAGGCUGCUGGUAAUCUUUUCUUUCAUUUGGCAGAUGCUAGAAGCUGGAGCCAGACAAGCAGGCAUGGCAUGGCAUUUGAUGCCAAUGAUGCCGAUGAAUGGGGCCAAAAUUAUCCCACUAGGAGCGCAGGAACUAACGCUGUACAGAGCAGAAAGUACAGAGUACAUACAUACAAAGUAGGAAGUAGGUCGGUACCUAACUCGGUAGUUGUGAUCACUGUGACUAUAUCACCUGACCUGCCCAGCAGGUACUCCAUACAUGCAGAUAGACAGACAGACAGACAGGAAGAUAAAUAG